GUUCUUCCGUUCUUUUUUUCAGUCCUUUCCUCAAAGAUAUCGAAAAAGUGGACUUUGGUGAAGUUCGUUUUCUGGAGCCCAGCACUCGAUUGAUAACAGUGAAGAACACGGGAAAGUCUCCCGUUCGAUUCAAGUUCAUUGUUAGACCGGAACGAGGUAUCUGUGCAAAAUGGCUCCAAAUCACACCACCGCAUUAUGUUAUCCCGAUUGGACAGUCAACUCAGAUAUCACUGACAGUCAUUAUCGAUAAGGAGAUUUCGUGGGAAGCUAAGGACACGAAGCUUCAAGAUAUUCUAGUUAUGAACUUGGAGCAUGGACGGGAUUACUUUGUACCCGUUGUUGCGACAUACCUUCCCAGAUGCUUCGGAGUAUCACUUGAACAUCUUAUGAAUCGCAAAGCGGAACCAGAAAAGAAUCUGAUAGACUUCUAUUUUUUCCUACUGACGUUUUAUUAUCUCGUGGAUGCUGGAUGCUUGUCACCUUUUUUUGUUGCGGAAGGUGAUGGUCCAGAAGAUGACGAAUUUUGCCCACCAAAUGUUCCUCGCGAGGUGUAUAAACUUGUAUGCGCAUUACAAAAGUUAGGAGCCGAUAAAUUGGAUCUCAAUGAUAUCGUUGACAAUUCGACUUUCAUAAAAGUGCGAACAGCCUUGGAGAACAAUUUUCCUAAAGAUCUGAGUAAGUGAAU
Cylicostephanus goldi is the source of this 685-nucleotide messenger RNA. Lineage: Eukaryota; Metazoa; Nematoda; Chromadorea; Rhabditida; Strongylidae. The record is from the annotation of a GenBank genome assembly.